CGGUUAGCUGUGUGCUACUUCCUGUACACGUCGCUCUUACAGUGCUGCACUAACCGGUCAGGACAAGGAGAAAAGACACGGAUUAUGGAAACUUUAAUCGGUUUGCCCUUUGCUGUGUUAGAAUGUCCAAAUAUCAAGCUGAAGAAGCCGUCCUGGCUGCAUAUGCCCUCUGCUAUGACUGUGUACGCUGUGGUGAUUGUGUCCUAUUUUCUCAUCACUGGGGGUAUAAUCUAUGAUGUUAUUGUUGAGCCUCCCAGCGUGGGUUCAAUGACUGAUGAACACGGACACCAGAGACCUGUGGCUUUUUUGGCUUACAGGGUGAACGGGCAGUACAUCAUGGAAGGCCUGGCGUCCAGUUUCCUCUUCACUAUGGGUGGUCUCGGCUUCAUCAUUCUGGACCGCUCCAAUGCCCCAAAUAUUCCUAAACUCAACCGCUUCCUACUACUUUUCAUUGGCUUUGUGAGUGUACUGCUGAGCUUCUUCAUGGCCCGAGUGUUCAUGAGGAUGAAGCUGCCUGGUUAUCUCAUGGGUUAAAGCUGGACAAGGCCUUUUCACACGGUGCACGCCACAGGCAGAGACCGAAGAAUAAUUUGCAUAUGAACAGAAUAUUACCUUCCUGUGUGUGCGUGCGAGAGAUUAAAAAAAGUACACUGUAUCCUGUCCCCAUCCCAAAGGGCUUCAGGUCACAGCAUUUAGGUUCAUUAUAUUGUGUGCAGAAUGUGCAUAUCCUGAUCAGGAAAGGAAGGCACGUCUUAUUUGGAGCUCUGUGCUAAAUGAUCAAAAUAGGUUUACACAUGGAGUCAAUUCUAUGCUAGGGCUGAAGAAAAGGAUUUUAAAUCUGGCCUGUGUGGGGUGGGUUUUUCUAUGUAAAUCUAAAAUAAAGGCUCUUUAUACAACUCUGA
This is a messenger RNA of Neoarius graeffei (lesser salmon catfish), 902 nucleotides long. It is a transcript of the gene ostc, whose product is annotated as oligosaccharyltransferase complex subunit. The coding region runs from base 85 to 534 and encodes 149 amino acids. The transcript has 4 exons. The record is from RefSeq and is a predicted model, not a curated record. Lineage: Eukaryota; Metazoa; Chordata; Actinopteri; Siluriformes; Ariidae. Gene Ontology annotation, cellular component: oligosaccharyltransferase complex.